Molecule: messenger RNA, 2198 nt
Organism: Ochlerotatus camptorhynchus
Lineage: Eukaryota; Metazoa; Arthropoda; Insecta; Diptera; Culicidae
Product: inhibitor of growth protein 1
Exons: 3
Coding region: 239-1654 (471 amino acids)
Biological process (GO): positive regulation of DNA-templated transcription
Cellular component (GO): nucleus
Source: RefSeq, a predicted model, not a curated record
UGAAGAAAGAAGAAACGCUGCGAAAAUAGCAGGAAAAAAGAAUCGUAAGAAAAAUAAAUUUUAAAAAUUAAAUUUUCUGCAUCUAUGCGGGAUGGCAGCUUGUUUGAAGUGAAAAUUUGUUGUUUUUCGGGCGCUUUUCGGUCAGUGAAAGCAGUUGAGGGCAGAGUUCGUAAGUUGUGUGCUAGGGAGGCAAGUGCUUUGUGAUUUAGUGCUAGAAACGAAUGCCUCCGGUUGGACAAUGAUAAGCCAGGUAGCAGGGGAAGCGUCUUAUUCGGCCACCUACGUGGAAAACUAUUUGGACUCGGUUGAAAACCUUCCGGACGAUGUCCAACGGCAUCUGUCGCGGAUAAGGGAAAUCGAUGUGUUGUACCGGAACCAUCUGAGGGAUGUGAGUUUAUAUUACGAACAGUGGAGCAAUAGCAGCAGCAACGGUGCGGGGCAGUUGAAUGGUGGUGCAGGGGGAAGCGGUGGAAGUGGCGGUGGCGGAAGUGAUUCGUCCUCGACUACGCCAGCGACGGAACCCGUUAACAAUGCUACCAAACGGGCGAUUGCACGGAUUCAGCAGGGGUUAAUUGCGGCCCAGGAACUGGGCGAUGAGAAGCUGCAGAUUGUCCAGCAGCUGCAGGAUUUGAUCGAUCACAAAACGCGUCAGCUGGAUCAGGAUUUCAAGAAUUUGGGAAGCGACUUCUUUUCGCGGUUGGAUUACAAUCGAGAGGAGAAGUUAACCGAAGGGCAGCAGAAGGAGAUACGUUCCAACAGUCCUGGCUCUGCAUGUUCGCCAAACAAUGCCAACACGACGCCAGUGAUUUACUCUUCAGCUGCUGGGAAUGGCCAGAAUUCAAGUGGUUCUGGUUCGAAUGGUGGAAAUGGUUCGACAGCAAAUGCGACAGGAGGCAAUUACACCUCCAACAGUGGCAGUAAUAAUUCUGGAAAUGGCAAUGGUUCCGUUGGUAAUUCUAAUGGUGGUGGUGGUGGUGGUGGCGGAGCUAGCGGAGGCGCAGGAGCAGGUGGAGGUGGAGGUGGUGGCGUUGGUGGUGUUGGCGGUGCUGGUAGUGGAGCUGGCGGUGAACGUGGAUCCAAAAGGGCACGUCGUACUAGGAAUGAUCAGAAUAGUGGCAGUGCGAAUGGCUCAAGUACACCGAAUUCCACCUCUGGAGUACCGAUGGAUGUGGAUCCAAUUGAUACGAGCAAUAUCAAGCAAGAAGCGGGAGGGGCUAGCGGUAGUGCACAAGCUUCGGGAAGCGGAGCCAGUGGUAGCGGAACCGGAGGAAAGAAUAAUUCCGGGCAGUCGAAUAACAGUGGCCAAGGCAAGAAGGGCAACGCUGGUUCGGGAAAGAAAAAGAAGCGAAAGACCGGAAGGGGACAGGCGAGGGAAGCACGAGAGGAUACACCUCCACCCGAGGAAACCAUCGAUCCGGAUGAGCCGACCUACUGCUUGUGUGAUCAGAUCUCAUUCGGCGAGAUGAUCCUGUGUGAUAACGAUCUGUGCCCGAUCGAGUGGUUCCACUUUAGCUGCGUGGCGCUCAUGUCCAAGCCGAAGGGCAAAUGGUUCUGUCCCAACUGCCGCGGCGACCGACCAAACGUGAUGAAACCGAAGGCCCAAUUCCUGAAGGAGCUCGAACGCUACAACAAGGAAAAGGAGGAAAAGACCUAAACCUACGAAAAUCUGCAUCCUUUUUUUCGCGUAACUUAUUGUUUUUUUAGUACUUUUUUUACAAGGACUACAAAAGUCCAUCAAACUAGGAUUGUAAGUUGGAUUUUUGUACAUGGCUUGUCAUUUUGUUGCUUCAAAAAAGAGAUCAAUCUAUCUACUUCACUUUAUUCAAACCGCAUCAAUCGACAAAAAAAAAAACAAAGGAACGAGGUUGGUUCCAACUACAUUUCUUGAAUAUAUCUUUUUUAUUGAAUGACUUCUUCAAUUAAGACGUAAGAUUAUCAAGUAAGAUUUUACUAGGAUAAGGUAUUUCUAUUUUCUAGUGGAAAGUUUUCCUCUAUUUUUGGCAGGAAAAUCCACCGGUAACACUUAAGUUGCUAAAUCAGUUGAACCCUCGAUACAAAUUACCUACAAUUUUCCCAGAAAAUACUGAAACGAAACACAUCUGGAGUUAUGCAGCGAGCGUGAGAAAUACAAACAACAAACACUUAUUAUGAUUAUUGUAUUACAAAAUUGUAAGAAAAAUAAAACGAUUUGACUUUAA